Thamnophis elegans (Western terrestrial garter snake) is the source of this 5002-nucleotide messenger RNA. RefSeq names its product A-kinase anchor protein 13-like. The coding region runs from base 185 to 3928 and encodes 1247 amino acids. Lineage: Eukaryota; Metazoa; Chordata; Lepidosauria; Squamata; Natricidae. The record is from RefSeq and is a predicted model, not a curated record. Gene Ontology annotation, molecular function: MAP kinase scaffold activity. Gene Ontology annotation, biological process: positive regulation of canonical NF-kappaB signal transduction; adrenergic receptor signaling pathway; regulation of Rho protein signal transduction. Gene Ontology annotation, cellular component: actin cytoskeleton; membrane. The transcript is spliced from 12 exons.
UCCCGCGUGGAUGCCCAGUCUCUUCGGCCGCCUUUGCCCUCCUUCCCGCGGGCCGGACAGACCCCGAGCCUCCCCGGCUGGAACUCAUCCUUGAGUUGCCGUGACUCUUGGUGCCCCAUUCUUGGGAUCUGGCAGAAUUUGCUGAAGCCUGCAUGCUGCUUCAUGCAGACACACGUUCUGGGUCAUGAAACUUAAUCCACAGCAAGCUCCAUUGUAUGGUGACAGCAUAAUCACCAUAUUGCUUACUGAAGAUGAUCAUGUUGAAAGUGACGAUGUGAUUUUUUACCUCGUUUUCACUGGAUCUGCCCUUCAACAUUGCACUAGCACUAGGAAGCUUGAUUCAGGGAGGUUGGAAACCGUUGCUCCAGGUCACGACUGUUGUGAAACCGUGAAAGUCUCUCUCUGUGCCACCAAGCAAGGCCACCCACUUCUGGUGGUGGCAGAAGACAGCUUGCAGUUCGUCCAGGAUGAAGCUUAUGACGCGGCGCAAUUCCUGGCAUCAUGCGCUGGAAACCAGCAAGCGUUAAACUUUACACGUUUCCUGGACCGUUCCAGGCCACCCGCCGGGGACUUAGAUUUUCUGGAUGAGAAAGUAACUUUGGCGUUUCGUCACCUGAAGCUGCCGACUGAGUGGAACGUGUUGGGAACGGACCACAGUCUCAAUGAAAAUGUUCCCCGGGAGACGUUGUUGCAUUUUGCAGCCAGGCUCGGUUUGCUGCGGCUGACGUGGUUUCUGUUGAAGCAACCAGGUGGCAGAAGCGCCGUGAAUGUUCCCAACAGUGAAGGAGCCACACCGGUGAGCUUAACCUUGGAGAGGGGCUACCAGAAACUGCAUCACAUCCUAACCAAAAAAGAAGCCAAUGAACCAGAUUCCUGGAGCACCUUGUCACAUAUGGUACAUUCUGGGGACUCCUGCAUCAAGUACCACCAAGGCUUAAACGUUUACACUCUGACAGUGGAAAUGAAGGAAGGAGACCAACUGAACAUGGAAAAAGACAUUGCUCAACUCCAGCUGCACAUCCAGAAUCUCCAGCAUAUGAAUGUGAAUGAAGACCAUUGUCCAGGGAAGACCUGUGAGGACUGUGAUUUGGGUGCUGUGCCUGAAGGUGUUGAAGCUGCUGCAGAACAUGGGUUGGAUGUAUUGAUGGUUGGAGCCACUCAACCAGUGUCUUCUGAUCCUCUAGAGAUCUCGCCCCUUGUUUGCCUUGGGGAGGAAGGCACCUCCCAGCAACCAGAAGAGCUUUUAGGCGCAUCACAAGAGGAAAUGCAGAACCAAAGGACUUCCUGUGAGGGCGAAACAUUGCCACACAAAGAGGAAGGGGAGUGUUUAUCCUCUGUUGGAGACUCUGCUGAGACAGCGUUGGAAGGACAUGAUAGCAAGAGGACCUUCUGUGAUGCUGCUGGCCUCCCCUCCUUUGGAAGUGCCAACAAGGAAGCUGGAAUGAGCUCUUCUGGUCAUACUUUGGAACAAGGGAGCUUACGUGAAGAAAAUAAUCUCUUCCAGGAAGUGCAGCUGGAUGAAUCAGGAAUAACUGAAAAUACACCCCCAGCCUCCUGCGAGGACACUAAUGUAAAUAUGGGACAAGGAGAAUGCAAGAGCUGCACAGGGGGCAUAGAUGUUAAUGUGACGUCCCAACCAUAUAUGGAAAAGGGGGACAUUGAUGUGGAGCCCUCCGGGACAACGGCUAUGGAAGUGGUGCCAUUAUUUGUUGCAUCCCAAAUCAAUCCUGCUGCCUUCUUCCUUGGUGACCCUACAGUUGCCUGUAAAGACGAGAAUGAGCCAAUGUUAGUGCCAGAUGGUCUUGUAGAUGUGGUUGCUACUACAGAUGUUAGUUCUGUUGACAAUGGAAGGGACAAAGAGACUGGGGCAGAAAAUCGUAUCAACAGUGGACCAAAAAACACUACUGCAAAACAGUCAGAGGAGCCAGAGAAGAAGGAGAAGGAGAACAUUGCUCCAAACCCUGGAAUAGAACAGUUGUCCAAAAACCUUGAAGACAUCUCUGGCUUUUCUCUGGAGCAUCAUUCUGUGAUGGAAGUGAAUGAUCAAGAUGCAGAGAAGGUUAUUGAAAACAGUGCUUUGGAUUUGAGCAACAAAGGGCUGAGUGGUCCUCUAGAUGGCAACGUUGGAAACCCCAGGAUGAGCCCAACAAGUGUGCAGUCCCAGGCUGCCUGUAGUGCAACUGAUAUCCCAGAGACCACAGCUACAGAGCAGAGUGAGCAAAAAGUAGUUGACCUGACACCAUUAGAGACUGAAGGAAAUGCCGAUCCUACCAUGGUUGGUCAGGAGUUUCUUGUUGCACACCUGGAUGAGAAACUGGACUUUGGCAAGGACCAAGAGUUCAGUUCCUCUGGACUGCAGACACACACAGAUCCAGUUGAUGGCCCUGCAUCGCCUCCAGAUGCCCUCAACUCUCUUAUGCUGCCCUCUGAUCUUGAGAAGCCUCUUUGUGGACCAGCAGAGAGGAUAGGAAGCAUAGAGGAACUGGAUCAAUCUGGCGAAAGCCUCCAAAAACGCAUAGCUCUGACAUCAGCCUUGCUGGUGGAGAAAGCUAUUCAGGAAGCUCAGUUGAUGGUUACGCAGAAGGACAAUGCUAGAGCAGCCUCUGUUGGCCAGGAAGCUCCUUCGCCGUUGGAGAGCCUUGCCCUGUCUUUGUCUGGUGAGGGCACCCAAUGUAGUCAGGAGCAUUUCAUGGGCACACCCUCUGCUGCUCUGAAUCAAAGCUCCAAACAAAACCAGGAAGUAGGAGCAGCAAUAACAGCAGAGGCAGCAGAAGCAGCGGAGCGGCUGACUGGAGUGGCUGAACAGGGAAGCCCAGAGCAGGGUGAUCUGGCAGCCCCGUCUCUUGCUCUGGUGGUUGGCUGGGAGGAAGGCAAGGAGCACAGCUCUUCACAGCUGCCUGAAGGCGAGAAGGAACUGCUUGGCAAGACAGAGGAGAGUUUCCCUCCAGGAGCCCUUGUGCAAUCGCCUCCUUGUGAUCUGGGUGAAGAGCAGCCGGUGGAUGGGAGCAAUGCUGAGCCCGGCUUAAAGGAGAAAGCCUCCAGUCUGGAACCUGAGGAGCAAGUAAAGGUAGAGGUGGCCAGAGAUGUUCCUCCAGAGCCUUCUCUAUGCGACAGGGGGACUCCUUCCCCUGAGAUCAUGCUGAACGCAAGACUUGAACUUGGUCCAGCUGGGCCGGCAGCCUCCUCUCCAGCUGGCAGCACCUUGGAUGAGAUCGAAGCUCCUCUGGCGGCUCUUGAACUGGCCAUGGAAACUGGCCUUUCACAGCAUGGAGAGGAGGGGGAAGUGGAAAACACUCCUUCCCGAAUAUUACUUCAGCCAAUUGCUGAAGAGCCCCUUUGUGACUGUGAUUCUGGUCCCGAAACGCCUUCGUUGGCUUGUGAAAUGGACGUUACGAAGCCAGGAGAGUCGGAAGAAGGGAACAGGAGGAGGACUAGCCAAGAGGAUCCGGAAUCCCUUCCCUUGCCUCUCUGCCCUCUUCCCGCAACCGAGCAGUUGGACAAAGUUGGAACGAAAGAAUCUGCUCAGGAACCUGAUCCUCUAUUGGAUAAUGCUGACCCAACGCCCGGUCAAGUGAUAUUGCCAGCAGAAGCACAUGUCCCUCUGGAAUCUCUCGCUGGAAAUCCCGUGGAAGUCCCCUGCUCGGUAGAGGCCAGCUCAGACCCUGGUUCUCUCCUUAAUGGAGUGAAAGAGGAGUUGCCUUUACAGCCUGGUAGCAAAAUGAACCCUGCAACAUUGGAACUAACGGGCUCUUCACCUGUUGCAGAUUCUCUGGAAAUGAAAAUUGAAGAAGAAAUGGAUUUUCUGACAGAUCUAACUGAGAACAUUACUUCUGAAGAAACGAUUAACGUGACAACUGGUGCCCCGUUGAGCCUUCUCCAGAUUCCUUAUUGUUGGAGCAGAAGCAUCCUUGCAACCUGCAGAAAGUGACAAUUUUCUAGAAGACAGGUUAAGUGGCGAUGGUUCGUCCACACAAGGGAUCGUUAAGGGAGGAUCUGGGAGUGACUCUGAACUUUUUCCUCUCUCCAGUGAUGGUCUGGACGAGGUGGACUUUAGAAAGAUCUUCUAAGGAUCUGAAUAUUUCAACUGUUGAGCCCUUUGCUCAACCCAGAACUCUCUGGAUGUCUUGACAAUCCUGGUUGCAUCAUCCCGAGGCAGCAGCCUCCUUAAGAGUCAAGAGAAUCCUGGCAAGCCGAGGGCCACCCUUGCUUUUCUGAUCACAGCUGAGCUGCUGAAGUUCUAGCCAAGAAGCAAAGCUAUUCUGGAUGUACGUCUGGAGGGAGAAGCUGUUUUCCAAUUCCUUUAACCUUGUGUACAAAUCUAGGGAGCGCCCAAGAAAAGGGCGAGGCUCUGAGAGGAACAAGAAUUCUUGCCUAUAAACUUCUGGCUUUGUUUAUAUAUAUAUAUUGUUCUUAUGCAAUUUUGAACUCGGUCCCCAAUAAAAGAAGAAGUUCUCCUCCUAAGCCUUGAUGCAGGCAUGAUCUUGUGUUCUGAGAAACACUUUUAUGUAACAUCUGGGUAACUUAGCAUUGACAAAAGAAAAGGAAGUUCUUGAGAAGGUGAUUAUUUUGAGCUCCUGAUUGAAGCCAGAUGGGAGAACAUUUGCAAAGCAAAUUGACCUGCAUUAUCUCCUUGAUUAACAUGCUGGGUUGCAGAUAUGUUCUGCCAUGGGGCUGGGUUGAAGGUUGGCUGACCAAGACAGAGCCCCCAUGCCAGAUGCAUCAAUUGCCUGUUCCCAUCAGAACUUCCUCCUUUUGCAAGUGACCUCAUCCCAAGAGUAGGAAGCCAGAAGGCAACACGGCUUGCGGUACAGCUGGUGGACACAUGGGAAUUUCAAGAUUUUCACAAAAAGCAAGCAUCCUCUCGUCCUCAAAUUCUCAUAGAUGGUGCAAAGAGGAGAAUGCAAGAAGAAUGUCUGUCCCUUGGUUUGGGAGGCAUCUGAAUAUCAAACUUUAGGCAAUGACAUUUGAAAAAUAUUAAAUUGUGUGCCUAGUGCUGUACCAC